AUGAAAGACCUAGAAUUUGGAAUUGAUCUGCUUCCAAAUCAGCGCAGUUUGGGCCUUAACUGGAACUUGGAAACUGACACCUUCUUCUUUGAGGUUAUGACUAAAGAUAAAUCAUUUACCAGAAGAGGCAUACUGUCAUGCAUUAACAGCAUAUUUGAUCCUCUGGGAUUCUUAGCCCCUGUCGUCAUACAAGGAAAGAACAUAUUGAGGAACUUGGUUCUUGGCACUAAAGAAUGGGAUGAACCCCUGUCUGAAGAUCAACUAGAUACUUGGAGACAUUGGAGAGACUCUUUAAUUAAAUUAGAAGAUCUACAUAUAUCUCGCAACUACUUCCCCGAGUCCCUAAAACGUUGUAAAGAAAAACGUAUACAUGUGUUUUGUGACGCCUCAGAAUUUGCCAUUGCUGCAGCUGGCUAUAUCAUGACAACUUCCUCAGAAAGCAAGUGUCACACUGGAUUUGUUUUAGGAAAGGCAAAACUCACUCCAACACAUGGCCAUUCUAUACCAAGAUUGGAACUAUGUGCUGCGGUGCUUGCAGUCGAGGUUGGAUGCUCUAUUGCAGAUCAUUUGUCUCUACAAAUCACAGACUUUAAGUUUUAUUCUGACAGCAAGGUUGUGUUAGAUUCUCGAAGUUUUCUACAUGGAAAAUUCUUGUGCGUACGGGUUGCAUUUCUGCAACAUGUAACAAGAUCAUUCGCUGGACUGAGUGGAUGUAGUGGUUGGCAUUACUGCACCAAAUCACGAAUUGUUGAGGCAUUUCAAGAAGCAGAGAAAUUCAUUGUCAGGACUGUUCAACAAGAAGUUUUUACAGAAGAAAUUGAUUAUCUCAUGCAAAACAAAGCAUUACCUGAGUCAAGCUCUUUGCUAUCCUUGGAUGUUUUCCUUGACCCAGAUGGCAUUCCCAGAGUUGGAGGACGCCUUAACAGAAGUAACAUGCCAUGA
This is a messenger RNA of Saccostrea echinata, 942 nucleotides long. RefSeq lists its product as uncharacterized. The coding region runs from base 1 to 942 and encodes 313 amino acids. The record is from RefSeq and is a predicted model, not a curated record. Lineage: Eukaryota; Metazoa; Mollusca; Bivalvia; Ostreida; Ostreidae. The transcript has 2 exons.